This is a messenger RNA of Closterium sp. NIES-67, 2163 nucleotides long. Lineage: Eukaryota; Viridiplantae; Streptophyta; Zygnematophyceae; Desmidiales; Closteriaceae. The record is from the annotation of a GenBank genome assembly.
UUCCAACUGGGCUUGUGUUCUCUGAAAAGAACUUCCCUCUACCCUCAGUCAGACUUUUACUGCAUCCUUUGAUCUGCGAUCAGCUGUCAAUAGCUGCUCAUUUGACGAUCUCCGGUCUCCGGUUUUUCAAGCUUCUGUUGUGAUUCACGCAAUGGAGGAGGAGAUGGAUCUCAACCAGGCCAGUGACGUUCCCAUGGACAUGCCGAUGGGGGAUGAGGAGGACGAAGCUGCGUACGCUCCGCAGAAGGAGGGAGAGGAGAAGGAUCUGACCAGCGACGGCGGAGUGAAGAAGCUCCUCGUGAAGGCUGGCGAUGGCUGGGACAAGCCCGAGGCUGGCGAUGAGGUGUCAGUUCACUACACGGGAACCCUUCUUGACGGAACCAAGUUCGACUCCAGCGUCGACAGAGGCGAGCCGUUCAACUUCAAGCUCGGACAAGGGCAAGUCAUCAAGGGAUGGGAUAAGGGUAUCGCAUCCAUGAAGAAGGGCGAGAAGUCCGUCUUUACAAUCAAGCCCGAGUACGCUUAUGGCGAGGCCGGCUCGCCGCCUACCAUCCCUCCGAGCGCGACGCUGAAGUUCGAGGUGGAGCUGCUGUCGUGGAUCAGCGUGAAGGACAUCUGCGGCGAUGGCGGCGUGUUCAAGAAGGUCCUGGUGGAGGGCAAGAAGUGGGAGACGCCCAAGGACAUGGACAGGGUCACAGUGAAGUAUGAGGUGCGGUUACAGGACGGCACGGUGGUGACCAAGACUGGGGACGAGGGCGUGGAGUUUUACCUCAAGGACGGCCACUUCUGCGCUGCUAUUCCGCGCGCCGUCAAGACGAUGCACCAGGGGGAGAAGGUGCUGCUCACAGUGAAGCCCCUCUACGGUUUCGGAGACGCCGGCCGUCCGGAGACUGACGGCCAGCCGGCAAUCCCGCCGAACGAGACGCUGAGCAUCGACUUGGAGCUGGUGGGGUGGCGGAAGGUGGAGAAGGUGACUGAGGACGGGAAGGUUAUGAAGGAGGAGAUCGAGGCUGGGGAAGGGUACGAGCGACCCAACGACGAGUCUGUGGUCAAAGUGCGCUACACCCUGCGGCUUAGUGAUGGCACAGUGGUGGAGGAGAAGGGCGUCGGCGAUGGGGAGGAUCCGUUUGAAUUCACCACAGAUGAAGAGCAAGUGGUCCCUGGGCUGGACAAGGCCGUAAUGAAGAUGAAGAAGGGCGAGCUCGCUACAAUCACCAUCUCACCGGAGUACGCGUACGGCUCAGAGGAAAAAACUCUCGAGAAAGGCACAGUUCCACCGAACUCCACCGUGGUGUACGAGCUUCGCCUGGCGGAUUUCGUCAAGGAUAGGGAGUCCUGGGAGCUAGGCGACGAGGAGAAGAUUUCCCACGCAGCCAAGAAGAAGGAAGAGGGUAACCUGCUCUUCAAGUCCGGAAAAUACAUCCGGGCAGCAAAGAAAUACUCCAAGGCGCUGAAGCUGAUCGAGUACGACACGCAGUUUAAGGACGAGGAGAAGAAAGCGGCCAAGGUGCUCAAGGUGUCGUGCAGUCUGAAUGAAGCCGCGUGUCAGCUUAAGCUGCGGGACUUCCCUGCUGCGGUGAAGCUGACCAGCAAGGUGCUGGAGCUGGAGGGGACGAACGUGAAGGCGCUGUACCGGCGGGCACAGGCGUACAUGGGGACUGAGGACUACGACCUGGCGGAGUGGGAUGUGAAGAAAGCCCUCGAUCUGGACCCGGAGAACAGGGACCUGAAGCUUGAGUACCGCACGCUGAAGAGGAAAAUUGCCGAGCAGAACCAGAAGGAGAAGAAGAUCUACGGCAACCUCUUUGCCCGGCUGCACAAGCUGGAGGAGAAGGAAGGGGUGAAGAGGGAGGACGAGACUGCUGCUGCUGCUGACGCUGCUGCUGGUGAUGCUGCGGCAGCAGAAGCAGCUGCAGCAGGGGUAGAUGUGCCGCAAGAAGCUGUGAUAGAACCAAAGGUUACUCUGGAUGCUGGGAGUGAUGCUGGAGAGGCGAUGGCUCAGUAGGGAAAGUACCAACGGUCAUUAGUAUUUUUAGGGACUUGUGCAUGGCUUGGCAUGACAAUGGAAAUUGGAGCCUAUAAAAUGAGCUUUUUGGGGAAUGGGGGUUCCAGAGUUUGGGAUAUCAAAGAAGCGCGACGAGGACGAAAAUUGAUUCGGUAGAA